GCACUCCUGGGAGCCAGAUAAGAAACCAGUAGACACCAGCACGCUCUCACUUCCUCUGCUUUCUUUCUCUGAGCGACCAGUCUCCACUCAGUCUACAGAAUGAAGGGCAUCUCUUUGACUGGAUUCCUAAUCCUCAUCAUUGUGCAGAGCAGCUGGCAGAUUCCCACUCAAGACACGGAGGAGAACUCCAGUGUGAUUUUAGAGGACACACUAUUCAAUAAUCCAGCAAGUAUGAAGAGGCACUCAGAAGGAACAUUCUCAAAUGAUUACAGCAAAUAUCUGGAGACAAGGAGAGCCCAGGACUUUGUGCAAUGGCUGAUGAACUCAAAGAGGAGUGGUACCCAAACGAGACGGCAUGCAGAUGGCACUUACACCAGCGAUGUUAGCUCUUACCUGCAAGACCAGGCAGCUAAAGAAUUUGUGUCCUGGUUGAAAACAGGGAGAGGAAGAAGAGAGUAAGACACUCCAUUCAGCAAAAGAGAGAAGCAAUUCAUACCUUUCAUCUUGAAAACAGAAAAACACAGAGAGAGAGAGAGAGAGAGAGAGAGAGAGAGAGAGACACCGCUUGUCCUGCUCGACCAUCUUAUUCCUUUAUAUCAUGUUUUAUAUAUAAAAAAAAAGUUGUGUCGUUUUUUCCCUA
Messenger RNA from Pygocentrus nattereri (red-bellied piranha), 640 nucleotides. RefSeq names its product glucagon b (gene gcgb). NCBI's taxonomy places the organism in Eukaryota, Metazoa, Chordata, Actinopteri, Characiformes, Serrasalmidae. The record is from RefSeq and is a predicted model, not a curated record. Gene Ontology annotation, biological process: response to starvation. Gene Ontology annotation, molecular function: glucagon receptor binding; hormone activity. Gene Ontology annotation, cellular component: extracellular region. Bases 100 to 459 code for a protein of 119 amino acids. The transcript has 4 exons.